Molecule: messenger RNA, 1659 nt
Organism: Antechinus flavipes (yellow-footed antechinus)
Lineage: Eukaryota; Metazoa; Chordata; Mammalia; Dasyuromorphia; Dasyuridae
Gene: AGXT
Product: alanine--glyoxylate aminotransferase
Exons: 11
Coding region: 50-1327 (425 amino acids)
Cellular component (GO): peroxisome
Molecular function (GO): L-alanine:glyoxylate transaminase activity; L-serine:pyruvate transaminase activity
Source: RefSeq, a predicted model, not a curated record
GCCCGUUGAAAGUAGCAACCCAAUCAGUGCUUGUCAGCACUGCUGGGAGAUGCAGAGGUUCAUCCCAAGCAGUGUCUUCCUGGCUUCCCAGGCAGCAGGUUGGGUCCAGCUGCACCUCCCUGUCCUGACACCUCCACAGAGCAGGACCAUGGCCAGCCACUCACUGACUGUGGCUCCCCCGGCCUCACUGAGGAAGCCCCUGAAGAUCCCAGAUAGACUUCUCUUGGGACCGGGACCUUCCAAUCUUUCUUCACGGAUCAUGCGUGCAGGGGGCCUCCAAAUGAUUGGACACAUGCAUGAGGAAAUGUUUCAGAUCAUGGAUGAGAUCAAAGAUGGCAUCCGGUAUGCUUUCCAAACACAGAACAAGGUCACCCUGGCCAUCAGUGGCUCUGGACACACAGCUAUGGAAACUGCCCUGUUCAAUGUGAUUGAACCAGGGGAGUCCGUCCUGGUGGGGGUGAAUGGCAUGUGGGGACAGAGGGUAGCAGAAAUGGCUGAGAGGAUGGGAGGCAAAGUGCAUCAAAUGGUGAAGGCUCCUGGAGAGUAUUAUACACUGCAAGAUGUGGAGAAGGGUCUGACACAACACAAACCUGUGCUGCUCUUUCUCACCCAUGGAGAGUCCUCCAGUGGAGUAGCCCAGCCCUUGGAUGGAUAUGGUGAUCUUUGCCACAGGCACAAUUGUUUACUCCUGGUGGACUCCGUAGCCUCGUUAGGGGGAGCUCCAAUUUACAUGGACAAGCAAGGUAUUGACAUCUUGUAUUCUGGCUCUCAGAAAGUCUUGAAUUCCCCUCCUGGAACUUCCUUGAUGUCCUUCAGUGAAAAAGCCAGAAAUAAGAUUUUUAAUCGAAAGACAAAGCCUUAUUCUUUUAAUUUGGAUUUGAAGUGGCUGGCCAACUUUUGGGGUUGUGACGACAAUCCUAGGGUGUACCAUCACACCACCCCAGUCAUCAGCCUCUUUGGCCUCCGAGAGGGCUUGGCCGCGCUGGCUGAAGAGGGCCUGGAGGAGAGCUGGAAGAAGCACCAAGCGGCCACAGACUACCUGUACAAAGAGCUGCAGAAGCUGGGCCUCCAGCUCUUUGUAAAGGACCCGAAGGUGAGGUUACCCACGGUCACUACAGUGGCCAUCCCUCCGGGCUACAACUGGAAGGACAUCACCUCCUACCUCAUCAAGAAGCAUGACAUCGAGAUCACGGGCGGCCUGGGACCUUCGGUUGGAAUGGUGCUGAGGAUCGGCCUCCUCGGCUGCAACGCCACCAAAGCCAACGUGGACCGAGUCAUCCGGGCCCUGAAGGACGCGCUGCAGAAUUGCCCCAAGAACAAACUGUAGGGGCCCCCUGCGAAACCAGCUCAGCCUGACCUCGAGUGGGCUGGGGGUGGGCGAGGAUCUGAAGGAGCAGGGGCCGGAGAAGGAAAAAGGGGGAAUGCGCUCUAGCAAGAGGCAGAGGAGAGGCAGGGAGAGGGGGGGAGUCUCCCGCUCUGCUCCCGCCUUGCUGGGCCCUCCCUCAUGUAGGCCGGUCAUCCCUGGUCCCUUUCUAGAGAGCUCUCUGGAAAACGGCCUUCGUAGCUUCUGAUUUCCUGAAAGUUUUCUGGGGCCGGGAAAUCGGCGGCGGCUCCCCCCGAGUCUCUCUCUUCCUUUCAUUAAAGAAGCCGUUUGGGGCG